CUCAUACACACAAACACACACUCACGCAGACACACACACAAACACACACACACACACAGAGCUUUGAAGUGGCUAUACUAAUGAAGUUUCUGCUCCAUACAAACGGACGUCCAUUGGUCUAAAUGCAAAGAGAGAAAUGGCCACCAGCACGCUCCCACCAUUGCCUUUCCCUGAAUACCAGGAAGGAAAAUCUACCAUUGACACCUUAGAAAUCGUCAUGGACAAAGUGCUGAUUGUCCUCUACACCCUGACCAUUAUCCUGGGCAUCACCGGCAACUCAGUGGUCAUCUGGGUAGCGGGUUUCCGCCUGCCAUCCACCGUUACCAGCGUGUGGCUGGUCAACCUGGCGGUGGCCGACCUGAUCUUCUGCCUGACCCGCGUGGUCUCGCUGGCCAAGAAGCUGUUCUUCAGCUACUGGCCCUUCGGCAUCUUCCUGUGCAAGUUCAACGGCUUCUUCAAGUACGCCAACAUGUUCUGCAGCGUAUUCCUCCUCAGCGUCAUCAGCGUGGACCGGGCGCUCUGUGUGUGGCGGCCCGUGCUGACCAAACAGCGCCGCACGCUGGGGGCGGCCCGCCUGGUCAGCGUCGGUGUGUGGGUGGCCUCCGUCACCCUGAGCUCCCCCUACUUUGCCUUCCGCCAGACAUACACCAGCAAAAACAACCUGACCAAGUGCUCCAUGGAGGUGAAGGACAGAGAGGGGGACAUCUCUAGCUCGCUGGCCCUCUAUAUCUUGCGCUUCCUGUGCGGGUUUCUCCUCCCCUUCCUGGUCAUCUUGUGCUGCUACACCUUGGCCGCCAUGGGCAUACGCCGCACCAGGCUGACACGGAAGAGGAAGCCCCUCAAAAUCCUGGCCUCCCUGGUCUGCGCCUUCUUCCUCUGCUGGGCGCCCUACCACUGCCUCCUGCUGGUCAAGAUGGUGAACAGCAAGAGCCAGGUGGUGAAGAUAGGCCUGCCGCUGUCCAAGGGGAUCGCCUACUUCAACAGCUGCAUCAACCCACUGCUGUACUUCUUCAUGGGCCUGGACUUCCGGAGGCGUUUCCAGCAGGGUCUGUCGGAAGUGUACAGGAAUGCCCUGGCGGAGGUUGAGGGGCCGACUGCCCAAUCUGAUGAGGGGCAGGAGAAGACCUCUGCUUCCACAACACAAGCUAGAGAGGCGGUCAACAGUUCAGCGUCGAAUGUGGCCGCAUUAUGAAAGCUGAAAAUGUGAGGAAAUUACACAUAGCUAUAGCAUGAACGUGUUACU
Molecule: messenger RNA, 1243 nt
Organism: Megalops cyprinoides (Indo-Pacific tarpon)
Lineage: Eukaryota; Metazoa; Chordata; Actinopteri; Elopiformes; Megalopidae
Product: chemokine-like receptor 1
Exons: 2
Coding region: 137-1192 (351 amino acids)
Biological process (GO): complement receptor mediated signaling pathway; inflammatory response; positive regulation of cytosolic calcium ion concentration
Cellular component (GO): plasma membrane
Molecular function (GO): G protein-coupled receptor activity; complement receptor activity
Source: RefSeq, a predicted model, not a curated record